GUCAAUAUGUUCAAUAUGAGGUUGCAGUCUGAAAUGAUGGCAGUUAUCCGUAAUAAGAUGGUACGGCGGGCAGCAGCAACAACUCGGCACAUCCCGGUGAUCUUGGUGAUUAUGAUUUCCCUACAGAAUGCCGCUGCACAGGACGGGUCGAAGCCAGCCAGCAUCCUGAUUAACAUCGAGCAGCCACUGACCGCAGGCCUCGGCUACGAGAUCACGUGCCGCGCUGUGGACGGGGAGACACCGCCAGACAUCUUCUGGUGGCUCGGUGAUCGGAAGCUGCACAACAGUAUAGAGCGCACACUGGUAACUGAAGAUGGGAACGAGACUGUAUCAAUACUGUUGCUGACGCCGUCACCGGAUGACAAUGGGCAAACCCUCAAGUGUCAAGCCAAGGGCGCACGUGGUGUGCAGGAGAAAUCAGUGGAACUUCUUGUCCAUUAUCCCCCGAUUGUCGCUCUGUAUAUGGAUCGUCCUCCGCGUCCCGACGGCAUACGCGAAUGGGACAACAUCACUUUGAAGUGUUAUACACAGUCAAAUCCGCCCACGUGGAGUGUGAAAUGGAUGUUACAGGGCCACCCGUUGAAGGAGAUCACUUCCAGUGGGCCACUCAACCACGAGUAUAGUCUGAGACUGAACGACAUCAACCGCACACAGGCUGGCAAUUACACCUGCAUCGUUUCCAAUGCAAUAGGGGACACUGAGAGCUCUCCGUUGCGGGUGACCGUUAAGUACAGACCAGUUUGCCGGUUGCAGCAUCCUAUGGUUUACGCCGUAGCCCUUGGUGAUGAUGUAGAGUUGGACUGCGCAGCGGACGCCGUCCCACCAGCGACCAGCUACCACUGGAUGUUCAGCCAAUCGAUGAUGGAUGCGGGGCCCUACAUAUGGCACCUGAGGGGUCCCAGCGGGGAGAUGAUAUCAUAUGUAGAGUGGGCGAGUGGGGUGUCGUGGCGAAACCACCAGCCUACGAAGGACACGGAAUACGGCACCUUCUUCUGCACGGCAAAAAACACCAUUGGAGAGCAGCUGGACCCGUGUGUCUUUCAUGUGGUUCCACCAGGAUUGCCAGACGCUCCAUCCAACUGCUCCGUUUUGAACGAGACGACUGACUCUUUCGCGGUACAGUGCUCCAACUCAACUGACCUGGGAUUCCGCCAGAGCUACCAGCUAGAAGUCUUCGAUGUCAAAUCAGGCAACUUAAUGUUCAAUAAAACGCAGAAGUCGCCAGUCUUCCUAGUGGACGACAUCGAACCUAACCAAGACAUCACGAUGCGCAUCGCAGCUAUCAGCCCCAGGGGUCGCAGCGGAUGGACCAGGAUGAACAUCUUUAGAGUCCCGUGACACAAGAGAUGUGGAAGUGAGGAUAACCUGGAGAGAAAGAAGCAGACAUCUUAGGACAUGGAGUCGUACUCACAUCGGGCACCUGUUGUGUCUUGCACCUUCCUAGGCGCCACCAUCGCGAAUACACAACAACAUUUAUCGCUGCACUACCUCUGGUACCAGUGUAACUUCCAAUACUUGAUUCCUAUACGUCAAAAGGACGCCAUGUUGGUUGAAGCAUUAUUAUAUUUCAAUGCUAGUUAUACACUUACUGAGUAAGAUAUAAAUACCACUUUUUGUAAAAAAUCCUAAAAACAGUUCCAAUAAUUAGAAAUAUGAAAUAUCAA
Schistocerca serialis cubense is the source of this 1664-nucleotide messenger RNA. RefSeq names its product nephrin-like. The coding region runs from base 7 to 1338 and encodes 443 amino acids. The transcript is spliced from 9 exons. The record is from RefSeq and is a predicted model, not a curated record. Gene Ontology annotation, molecular function: protein binding. NCBI's taxonomy places the organism in Eukaryota, Metazoa, Arthropoda, Insecta, Orthoptera, Acrididae.